Messenger RNA from Puccinia graminis f. sp. tritici CRL 75-36-700-3, 336 nucleotides. RefSeq lists its product as uncharacterized. The transcript has a single exon. The record is from RefSeq and is a predicted model, not a curated record. Bases 1 to 336 code for a protein of 111 amino acids. NCBI's taxonomy places the organism in Eukaryota, Fungi, Basidiomycota, Pucciniomycetes, Pucciniales, Pucciniaceae.
AUGCCGUUGGAAAAAGUGCUUUGGAUUUUUGCCAACUGCGGUUCUAAGCAAGCAAAGCGAUCACUGCCAGAAUGGGCCAAGAAAGACCCAAUUGCCCGCUCGUUUGUUGACAAGCUUUGGUACGAUUGUCUCAGCCUUGCCGAGAAACUUGCCUAUGAUAAGGCGGUAGACAUCGAAUACCGGCUGAAGCGUGACAAAGCUAUUGAGGAGGAGCGGGUAGCUGAUCAGAUUUGGAUGGCCAAAACGGAACGAGACCUUCUACUCAAAGAGACACGACAAAUCAGGGAAGAGUUGAAAAUCUGGGGUGCUGAUCAUCCACAGCAGCCUGAGGAGUGA